AUGUUGUUAUGUAUCGAGAUACGAGAACUCCUCUCUUUCUUUCUCUUGUUGUCUCUCUCCCUCUCAGCCACUGCCAAGUCUCUCAGCCCCAGUGCUUCACACCCAUCUGAAUCCACAUCGACGUCACGCCACCCCCCAACCCCGCCAAACCUCUGUAACUCUGAGCCUUGUUUUCCUAUCUCAACCACUGCUUUCCAAGUGAACCGUCGCAGCUUACAAGACUCGACCUUGCCUCUCAAUUUGUGUGAUCCCUCCCUCACUUUCGCCUCGAUCAUGGCGUAUUACGACGACCGCCGUUAUCGUGAGCCCCGCGACCGGUAUGCACACCCAGUCAGCUACACUGAUCCGUAUGACGAUCCUCGUGGCCGUCACAGAAAGCAUGAACGGGACUCAUAUGUACCACGUACAAGCAAUGACUCGAUGGAGGAGGUUCGGCGCGAAUACCCACCAGGCUCAGACUACGCCUAUGAGCGUGGGUACACCUCUCAGCGGCCGAGACGACCCGCCUACGGAAAUGUGCGCCGUGCUUCUUCUGUUAACGGUUACGAUCCACACUAUGAUACUGCAUACCGAAGUUCCCGUCCUCGCCGAGCAAGAAAUUCCGAGGAUAGAAGUUCCCGUCGCUCCAAAUACGAUUCGACUUCAUCAUCAAGCCGCUCUCCACCCCGUCACAGUCGCCGCAAGUCUUUUAGCGAGCAAGCCAUGGGCGCUUUAGGCCUUGGGGGUGCUGCUGCAUCGUCCAGCCGUGGUGAACGUGGUCGCGGUCGUUCUCCUUCUCGUCAUCGCCAUAGAUCAUACUCAAGAUCGCCAUCAGACUCACGCAGUCGCAGUCGUCACCACGGUAGCAGGCGACGUGAUAAAAGCGAGCAGCGGAUUGUACAAGCUGCUCGUGCCGCCCUCACAGCUGGCGCAGUUGAGGCUUUCAAACAGCGCAAACAGCCCGGAGAUUGGGCUGGUGCAAAAGGAAAGCGUGUUCUCACUGCUGCUGUGACUGCUGGUGGCGCCGAUGGUCUCGUUGAUAAAGAUCCCAAAAAGCACGGCACUCGCCAUGUUCUCGAAUCUACCCUUGCCGGUCUCGCUGCUAGUCACUUCAUAGGUGGUGGUUCACGUUCACAGUCUCGUGGCCGGCAUGGUCGCUCUUCGGGUAGCAGUGCCAUCAAGAAUCUCGCUGCCACGGGGGCUCUCACUGCUGCUGGAAAAGAGAUAUUUGAUCGAGUCUCACGAUCAAGAUCUCGACAUCGUGGCCGCAGUGAUUCCCGGGAUAGUGAUGAAACUGAGCGUGGCUCUAAGAAGCGCAGUAAGAGUGUUUCAGAAUACAUCACCAAGGGUAUUGCUGCCUUGGGACUUGGUGAACAAGAUGAUCGGCGCCGAGACAACAGAGAUGAAGAUAGGGAGCAUCGUCGGGAGCAUCGGGGACAUCGGGAUGACCGAGACCGGCGUCAUCACCGAGGAUCACGACACGACGACUAUUCGGAUUCAGAUGCGGACAGUGAUUAUUACAGCAGGGACUCGAGACGGGGCAGAAGCUCGAGAGAUGUAGGUCGACACCGUGCCGAUUCCAAAUAUCGUGGCCAUGCAUCGAGCUCCGAGAGUGAUUCUGAGUUAGGCGACAGUUCUGACGAGAAAAGGCAACGCAAGAAGUUGAAGCGGGACAUGUUAUUGACGGGAGGUUUAGCUAGCGUGGCUACGAUUCACGCUGUACAUGGUCUCUAUGGAAGCAUGGAAAAGAGGAAGCAGCGCAUGCAAAUGUUGAAAGAGGGCGAGAUCACUCCCGAGGAAGCUCGGAAACGUCGCAUAAAAGCUAACACCAUGGACGCUGUGAGUAUCGGUUUCGCGGCCCUCGGCAUCAAGGGCGCCUACGAUGAAUGGAAGGAAGUUGUUGAAAAGCGCAAAGAAACGAAUCAUUUCCAGGAGGAAUGUGCUCAUCGCGCCGUGAAACGUGAGCGUCGCCGUGCUCGGAGCCAAGAUGCUCCUUCCCGCCACCGCUGGCCCGACGAGAUCGAAUAUGCCCCUUCAGUGAACGAAUCCCGGUCAGAUGGUGCCCCAGUUUACCGAGAUGGAAACCCAUACAGGGCUCACGAGACCCCGCAGAUCUCUUACUAG
Penicillium paradoxum is the source of this 2103-nucleotide messenger RNA. RefSeq lists its product as uncharacterized. The transcript is spliced from 3 exons. The record is from RefSeq and is a predicted model, not a curated record. The coding region runs from base 1 to 2103 and encodes 700 amino acids. NCBI's taxonomy places the organism in Eukaryota, Fungi, Ascomycota, Eurotiomycetes, Eurotiales, Aspergillaceae.